Australozyma saopauloensis is the source of this 759-nucleotide messenger RNA. RefSeq lists its product as uncharacterized. Gene Ontology annotation, cellular component: mitochondrion. The transcript has a single exon. NCBI's taxonomy places the organism in Eukaryota, Fungi, Ascomycota, Pichiomycetes, Serinales, Metschnikowiaceae. Bases 1 to 759 code for a protein of 252 amino acids. The record is from RefSeq and is a predicted model, not a curated record.
AUGUAUCUCACAAAUGCCAUGCUAAGAACGCUACCUUUGCGAGCCUCUCGGUCUCGUCUUUUUACACAAUCGGCUUCUCGGCUACUAUUCAAGCCUCAGAAUAGAGACAGAUCUAAGAUACCACUGACUCUGAUAAACCCAACAGAACCAAUCAAUCAAGAAAUUCAGGUUCUGAAUCUAGACAACACAAAAGAUGUGGUGGCUGGAAAAGCUGGCAAAGAUACCGAGAAGAAGGAUCCAACUUAUGAUGCAAAGUAUGACAAUCAUAAGAUUCUCAAGCGGAUUCCCAAGUUUCUUAGACCCUACACCACGCAGUUCAUAUAUGCACCAGUCUCUCAUGUCACAGCAUUUGUGAUUUUACACGAACUUACUGCGAUUGUUCCAUUGGUUGGAAUUUGGUAUGCGUUACAUGAAUACCAUGACGUUUUGAUGGCGACCACACUCGACUUGCCAACCUGGGCCCUCGAAAAGGGAACACAAGUGAUGGACAAAGUGCUCAAGGAUUGGGAUUUCGGUAGUUACUCAUUGCAUGAUAAGAUGAAGUUUAUUUCGGAGGGCGCAUAUGCGUAUGUCAUUGUGAAGGCCUUGUUCCCAGUGAGAUUGGCAGUGUCCAUAUUAGGAAUGCCGUUCUUUGCCAAAUGGUUUGUUUUGCCAUUCACUAGAUUAUUCUCGCGGGCUAAGAAGAACCCAAACCCCGAGGUGCCGCAGUCCCCCCUGGAGAAGCACUCCGCAAAGAAGGUCGAGCAACCUAGACUAUAG